This is a messenger RNA of Vitis riparia (riverbank grape), 1694 nucleotides long. Its product is annotated as cyclin-D3-3. Bases 201 to 1361 code for a protein of 386 amino acids. Gene Ontology annotation, biological process: mitotic cell cycle phase transition; regulation of cyclin-dependent protein serine/threonine kinase activity. Gene Ontology annotation, cellular component: cytoplasm; cyclin-dependent protein kinase holoenzyme complex; nucleus. The record is from RefSeq and is a predicted model, not a curated record. Lineage: Eukaryota; Viridiplantae; Streptophyta; Magnoliopsida; Vitales; Vitaceae. Gene Ontology annotation, molecular function: cyclin-dependent protein serine/threonine kinase regulator activity. The transcript is spliced from 4 exons.
AAAUCUCUUCGUCUCUUCGCCCUUCUCUUUCUACUUUGAUACUCUCUCUCUCUUUGUGUAUCUCUUUCUUUCUUUCUCUCUAGUCUCUGCGGUCUGCAAACAGAGAUAGAGAAAGUGAAGAGAGAUGUGUAUGGUGGGGGGUGUAAGCUUUUCUUUUGUAUAAUGAGAAGAGGACUCAAACCUCUUCUUCUCAGAAGAAGAUGGCAAUAAAUCAACAUCAUCAACAAACACCACCACAGCCCCCCAACUCGUCUUCUUUUUUAUUGGAUGCUCUCUACUGUGAGGAGGAGAGGUGGGAGGAGGAAGAAGAAGAUGAGUGUUUGCAGCAGGAAGCCUGUGAGAAAUAUGGCAAUGUUGAUAAUGAUGGGAUAGACCCUUCAUCUACUCUUCUUCCUCUGCUGUUGCUGGAACAGGAUUUGUUCUGGGAAGAUGAGGAGCUUCUGUCUCUUUUCUCCAAAGAAGAGCAGCAAGCGAGUCUCGGUGCCGGCAAUGGUGAAAUGGAUGGUGCUCUCGCUGUAGCUCGGCGUCAGGCCGUGGAGUGGAUGAUGAAGGUCAAUGCCCAUUACGGAUUCUCAGCUGUAACUGCGAUUCUCGCCAUUAACUACUUGGAUAGGUUCCUUUCAAGCCUCCAUUUUCAGAGAGAUAAGCCAUGGAUGAUCCAGCUAGCAGCUGUGACUUGUCUCUCCUUGGCUGCCAAGGUGGAAGAGACCCAAGUGCCUCUCCUCCUAGACCUGCAAGUGGAGGACAGCAAGUAUGUGUUUGAAGCGAAAACAAUUCAGAGAAUGGAGCUUCUGGUGCUCUCAACUCUUCAAUGGAAGAUGAACCCAGUCACCCCACUCUCCUUCAUUGAUCACAUCAUAAGAAGGCUUGGAUUGAAGACCCAUCUCCACUGGGAGUUUCUCCGCCUAUGCGAGCGUUUUCUCCUCUCUGUCGUCGCCGAUUCGAGGUUCGUCCGUUACCUUCCUUCUGUAUUGGCUACUGCAACAAUGCUUCACGUAAUAAAUCAUGUUGAGCCCUGCAAUCCUAUUGAAUACCAAAACCAGCUUCUGGGAAUCCUCAAAAUCGACAAGGAUAAAGUGACUGAAUGCCAUCAACUCAUUGUGGAAGUAUCAAACACCCAUUUCUAUGCUCAAAACAACCCUCGCAAGCGCAAGUACACCAAAAUUCCUGGCAGCCCAAAUGGUGUGAUGGAUGCAUAUUUCAGCUGUGAUAGCUCAAACGAUUCUUGGGCUGUGGAAUCAUCAGUGUCCUCUUCACCGGUCGACCCUCUCUUCAAGAAAAGCAGAACCCAGGAGCAGCAGAUGCGGUUGCCAUCACUGAACCGUGUCUUUGUGGAUGUCAUUGGCAGCAGUCCUCGUUAAUCUCUCUACAAGAGCAUAUAUAUAUAUAAUUAUUCUAUUAUGUCUAUUAUGGUGCAAGUUUAAUUGUCUGCCAUCUCUGGACUUCCACUAUGAAGCUCUUCAACAUGUCUCAAAGAGAGUUUUGCACUGCGGAGAAUGGCUGGCAUUUCCGAACAGAAAGGACUAGAGAGUAUUAUCUGCUCUUUCCCCGCUUAAUGCUGCUAUGAGAUAUGUCUUCUCUGUAACUCUCUUUUGAGUCUCUUCCCAGUUCCCAGUUCCCAACAUACUUUUUAUAUGGACAUAUAUAUUUUAUAUUUUUAUCAUAAAUUCAAAACAUUUUUGGCCAUCUUUGUA